CGCCCCGCCUCCGGGCGACAAUGUGGCGGCUGAAGUUGGACCCGGGCGACGAUGUGUUCGACGAGGAGGCGGAUGAGCUGCGGCUGCCGCGGAACGAGUGGACUCUCUGCAUGGGGAACCGACUCAAGGAAGGCUAUCGGGAUGGGCUAAAUGCUGGCAGAGAAUCCACUUUACAGCAAGGUUUUAAUAAAGGCUACCAGGAAGGUGUGAAGAAGAUGUUGAUCCCUGGACAGAUGCGAGGGCUUCUGAGUGCACUGCUGUCAUGGUGUCACCUCAAUAAAAAUGAUCCUAAUCUCCUGUCCAAAGUAAAUCAACUCCUUGAGGUUGCUACCCAACAGGAAGAAGUUAUUUUUAGAAACCUGAGUUUACCAACCAAGGAGACGAAUGUCAGUGAUGUGACCGAGUGCAUUGAGGACAUGGGAUUGGACACUGGACCAGAGCAGCCAGAUAGGGAUCAUUCCAAUGAGGCUGUGAGCAAUAACUGCUGCCCCUCUGCCAGUGGAACAGGACAACGUGAUCCUGGAACAAACUGGACUGGUUUAGUUCACCAGACAUGCUGCAGAAGAGCGUCAGGAAUUAAUGAAGCAGAAAUGGUUCAGCAGCUUUAUCGAGACUGCGAGCUCUUGCUGAAAGACUAUGAAAUACCGGUGGAUAUAGCACACAUUUUCAGUGACAGCCAUAUCUGUCAGUAAACGAGUCUAUUACCUGCUGGGGAUU
This is a messenger RNA of Hypanus sabinus (Atlantic stingray), 717 nucleotides long. It is a transcript of the gene otulina, whose product is annotated as OTU deubiquitinase with linear linkage specificity a. The transcript is spliced from 3 exons. Lineage: Eukaryota; Metazoa; Chordata; Chondrichthyes; Myliobatiformes; Dasyatidae. Bases 21 to 692 code for a protein of 223 amino acids. The record is from RefSeq and is a predicted model, not a curated record.